Molecule: messenger RNA, 3453 nt
Organism: Dendroctonus ponderosae (mountain pine beetle)
Lineage: Eukaryota; Metazoa; Arthropoda; Insecta; Coleoptera; Curculionidae
Product: cilia- and flagella-associated protein 70
Exons: 3
Coding region: 39-3386 (1115 amino acids)
Biological process (GO): cilium assembly; cilium movement
Cellular component (GO): extracellular exosome; motile cilium
Molecular function (GO): protein binding
Source: RefSeq, a predicted model, not a curated record
GUUGCUCAUAAUUGUCAAUCAAAAACGACUUUAAAAUAAUGUCAUCAAAGACAAGCGAUAAAACCCAAAAAACGCCCAAAAAUAGCAAACUUUCAGAUGAAGCCGUUAACAGUCAGAAUGAAGCCCACAUCGGAGAAUCCCUGGAAAAUCCCCCCGAUAUGCGAACUAUUGUUAUCACCAUCAACGAAUUUCGAAAAAUUAUGCCGCUCUUCCCCAUAUCAGACAUAAAAGCAAGUUUAAAAUAUCUGGAAGUAGAUAUUGGGGAAACUCAACCAGUUCCAGUUACUGACGAUGAAAACAUUCCAGUGUUGGACACGUUUGAAAUCAACGUAGAUAUGAAUUCGCCCAAACAGUUGGAUCAGUUAUCAUCCAAUCCGAUUUUCGUAUCGGUCAUACAAUCAUCAGGGUCUUUAGAUCCGGCUCUAUAUGAGCAACUGCAAGAGGCCAAAGAAGCGAAAGAUGCCAUCGCAGUUGAGGAAGUUGACAGUUUGUUUAGCUUGUAUGAAGCGUUCACUGGGGAAAAACCUGCGGUUCAAAUCGAGGAGCGAAAGAAGAAAAAGAAAGAUAAAAAGGUGAAACCUGAAAAAAGUGACCGAGAUAAAAGCAAGUCCCGAUCGAAAUCCGCUACCAGCAGAGUUUCCGAUAAAUCCAAGCCUUCGAGAACCUCGAAAGCAUCCACAAAAGCUGAUAGUAAAAGCAAAUCGGAAGCUAUCGCUAUAAAGUCAGAGAUCUACGGAAUGUGCGUGAUCGAUCUGAUCCCACUAUUUUAUUCCGAAGUUUCUUUCUCGGAAACUUUGCUUCUUCAGCCAGUCAAACAAACCUGCCACAUGCUAAGUGCAUGUAAAAACUUCCCGGAAGCAACAGUUACAGUUGAAAUCAAAGACAAAGCCCCUCUACUAGUCGAUAUCAAAAACAUUCUCAACUUCACGGUGGAAUCAAUUUGCAAUGUUCCUGCGCUGAUGGGGCCGGAGAUGGAUUGCAAAAUUUGCGCUAUUCUGCCUCUUCAGAACAACGAAGCGUAUCCGGUGAUUGUUUCCAAUCCGAAAGUCACAAACGCAACACCACCAAGCAGGCUCCCCAAAAGAUGGCCAGGAGUCCAAGACAUUGGAUACAACGCAAAUACCACCAAAUAUUUCAUAGAGAACGACUUUAAAGAAGUAACAAAUAAGGCAAAGUUGAACAUUGAAGACGGCUUCAGAGAAGGAGCCCCACGCUUGGAGUACAACUACUUGAAGAGAAACAUCCUGUUCAGAAACAGCAACAAUCAUUUUGCUGCUCAUAUAAUUACUCAUCGGAGGCUUGUGCUCGAGCUGUUUGUUACUCCAAGAACUAAAAAGCAGAAAGCUCUAGAUGAUGAUGACAAUGAGGAAAGUCACUCCAGGAACAAACCCGCCAAACUGCCCCCCUAUCUUCACUUAAUGGCAGUUCUGGAUGUUGUAGCUCUUCUCUAUCCUGGCGUUUCCAAAGUCAGGGUGGCCGCUCCGGUGAAAACUUUCACCUUUGAGGAAGCCGCCAACUUCGGCUUGACUGAUUCAUAUUUCAUGCCCAAACCGAAAUCGGACCUUGGAACAAGCAAAACGUCCAAAACCAAACUGGAUACCAUGAAAAAGAAGAAAGGCGAAAAAAAGGAAAAGGCGUCCAAAAAAGAUAAAAGUUCUGCUGAAAAGCAAGAUAAGAAUUUGGCCAAUCAACUGCCGCCCAAACCAGAAGAUCCUCCUGCUCCAGAGCCGAGCGUUCAAGUCUACAACGAGGAAGGAAACCCGUGUUUUAUACUAGUGGAAAUUGAACUUCUCAAACCCUUCAAGCCGAAAAGAAACAUUGAGGAGCUACAAGCGGACCUUCACGAACUUCAAACGAAGGCGAUGCAAACCUCCAAAACUAUUCUCAAUAGAAACGUGGCAGAUGAGCUGUACCAGCAGACCAUAAGGGAAAUCAUUGCCGACUUGAAUAGAAACUGGAUAGAAUUCAGUGAAAGUAUGAGUGCAACUGCAAGGCCGAAUUUCGAAAACUUCAUGGAAUAUCUGGAGAAAAAUGGUGUCUACCAGGCCUACUUGGGCUCUAUUACCAAUUCAGCUGCUCUUCUGAUCUCAAACAAGUACAGCUGCGAAGAAAGCGACUUCAGGAACAACAAAAAGUACCAGAAUCUGAUAUCGGAAGUUUUCUGCGACCUCACCUCCCAAAUGCACAGCAUUUUAAACAACUUAGUGUGUACAGGGAUGAAGCCAGUAGAACCGCAAAAUCUACUGCCUGAAGACGAAAGUUUCUUCAAUGCCAAGGAAGCCACCGAAUUAAAGCUAUUCGACAAAGCCGACCGAUAUUUUCUGGAGCGCAUUUGCCUUGUUCGAGCUCCAGAUCUCUGGAUUGACUAUGCAAUCUACAACUUGGAAGUGAAGAACACUGAAAAGGCCUUCGAGUGCCUCAAAGAAGCCAUAGCAAUCGACUGCAAGCAUAAAUAUGCCCUACUUUGUUUUGGUGCCUUAAUGGCCGAUAAAGAGCAAAUCCAAGAAGCCGAAACCUGCUUCUUAAAUUUGAUGAUUCUGGAGUCCAAAUGGGCGGAGGGCUGGUGCGUUUUAUACCUGUUUUACCAAAAGUGCGGAAGAGUGGAAGGAAUGGAAAUGGCAAUGGAUAUGGCCAGGAAGUCAUCAGAACAUAUUGUGUCGCGCGAUUACAUCACUUCUUUUGAAGACUUAGCUUGGAGCGGCCAAAAUGUUCCAAAAACCGUGUUUUUCAAAACCGCCAUGCUUCUAUUGAAGCUCAGGCUGCUUUCGUGGGCCGAGCUGGCCUUGGCCGAAGAAGUGCUCAUUCCGAAGCAUUACCCAUAUGUUAAUUACUUGCUGGCAAUUGCAAGUUAUUAUAGGGAGGACUAUGAUCAUGCUUUGGAACAUAUAGAAGAAGCUAAAGAGUCGCUGGGUGUUGAUUUUGCGUUAAUGUCUUUGUCAGCCCAUGCAAAUUUCGGAAAGGGAAAUUUGGAAAAAGCGAAAACUCAAUACUUCCAUGUCAUCGAAUCUUUCGAUCGGCCGGAGGACAUUCAUUUGGUCUACCUAAAGUGCGCUGAUGUGCUUAGCAAAUUAGGCGAAGAUCAGCUAGCGAGAAAAUUGCUCCUCACCGCCUGCAAAUACCAUCAAACGCCGCACGUUUGGUUCAUGGUAGGAAAAUUGUACUUCCAGCAAAACGACGUAUUUAGUGCUGAAGAGUGCUUGAAUGAGGCCAACAUAAAAGACAACAGACAUGCUGAAGUGUGGGGCUACUUGACUUUGAUCAAUCUCAAACUCAAUCGGCUGCACGAGGCAGAACAAUGCUACCAACAAAGCAUGAAGAGCAAACUGGAUGAUGCUUAUUUAAUUGAUGGAAUUACGGCCGAGUUCAUCAAAGCCAAUAGUAUUUGAACAUCAAAUUUAUGUAUAUCUACCUAAAGGUGAUUGGUUCCACAAUAAAGUUGAGAACAUACAUAAA